Messenger RNA from Strigops habroptila (Kakapo), 6568 nucleotides. RefSeq names its product selenoprotein N (gene SELENON). Gene Ontology annotation, biological process: skeletal muscle fiber development; calcium ion homeostasis. Lineage: Eukaryota; Metazoa; Chordata; Aves; Psittaciformes; Psittacidae. The transcript has 18 exons. Gene Ontology annotation, cellular component: endoplasmic reticulum membrane. The record is from RefSeq and is a predicted model, not a curated record.
GGGGCGGACGCAGGCCCCGGCCCGAGCCCCGGCCCCUCCUCGCCGGGCGCUGCCCGCCUGACGCCUCCCUCGGCCGGGCGGCCAUGGCGGCGGGGCGGCGGCGCUGAACGGCGCGGCCAUGGCGGGUCCCGGCGCGGCCCCUCCGCGCCUGGCGCUGGCUCUCGCCGCUCUGGCAGCGCUGGCCGCCGUCAAGUACUACCGGGACGCUGAGGCAGCCCGGCAGCAGGAGCUGGCGCUGAAGUCUUUGGGAAGUGAGGGGCUGUUUCUCUUUUCUUCUCUGGACACAAACAAUGAUCUGUACCUCAGUCCAGAAGAGUUCAAGCCGAUAGCUGAGAAGCUGACAGGGGUUGCUCCCAUCUCAGAAUUUGAAGAGGAGGAGACGUCUGAUACAAGCGGGGAGACAUUGUCCAUCGUGGCUAAAUUCCAGCCUUUGGUCAUGGAAACAAUGACGAAGAGCAAAGACGGUUUCUUGGGAAUUUCUCAUGUUGCUCUGUCUGGGCUGAGGAACUGGACUGCCCCAGCAGCCCCUAUGAGCAUGCUGCUUGCCAGGCAGUUUAAAGCCUUUCUUCCUCCAAAGAAUAAACUGGAUCUUGGGGAUCCGUGGUGGAUAAUUCCUAGUGAAUUGAACAUCUUCACUGGGUAUCUUUCCAACAACAGAUUUUACCCUCCGCCUCCCAAGGGCAAAGAGAUCAUCAUCCACAGGCUCCUGAGCAUGUUCCACCCGCGCCCCUUUGUGAAAACCCGCUUUGCUCCGCAGGGAGCUGUGGCCUGCAUCCAGGCCAUCAGCACCUUCUACUACACCAUCGCGUUCAGGAUCCACGCUGAGUUCCAGCUGAACGAGCCACCACACUUCCCCUUCUGGUUUUCCCCAGCCCAGUUCACAGGUUACAUCAUCCUGUCCAAGGAUUCUUCCCAUGUCCGAGAAUUUAAGCUCUUUGUCCCUAACAGCAGGUCUCUGAACGUUGAUAUGGAGUGGCUGUAUGGAGCAAGUGAAAGCAGCAACAUGGAGGUGGAUAUUGGAUACCUGCCUCAGAUGGAGCUUGAAUCGACUGGGCCUUCGAUCCCCUCUGUGAUCCAUGAUGAGAACGGAAAUGUGAUUGACAGCAGGGAUCCCUCAGGGGAGCCCAUCCACUUUGUGUUUGAAGAGAUAACCUGGCAGCAGGAAAUACCCUGGGAAGAGGCAGCCCAGAAACUGGAAGUGGCCAUGUAUCCAUUUAAGAAGGUCUCCUAUCUUCCCUUCACACAAGCUUUUGAGAGAGCAAAAGCAGAAAAGAAGCUGGUGCACUCGAUCCUGCUGUGGGGUGCCCUGGACGACCAGUCCUGCUGAGGUUCAGGGCGAACUCUCCGGGAGACCGUCCUGGAAAGUUCGCCCAUCCUCAGCCUGUUGAACGAGAGCUUCAUCAGCAGCUGGUCACUGGUGAAGGAGCUGGAAGAGCUGCAGAACAACAGAGAGAAUGAGUUCUACAGCAAGCUGGCUGACCUGCACCUGGAGAAAUACAACUUCCCUGUGGAGAUGAUCAUCUGCCUCCCUAAUGGCACGGUGAUUCACCAUAUUAAUGCCAACUACUUCCUGGACAUUACUUCUAUGAAGCCUGAAGAUGUUGAAAGUAGCAUCUUUAGUUUCUCAGCCAAUUUUGAAGACCCUUCAACUGCAACUUACCUCCAGUUCCUAAAGGAAGGACUGCAAAGAGCAAAGCCAUACUUGCAGACCUAAAACCAAAGGCACCUGAAUGCCCCACAGAGAUGGACAAAGACUUCAGGGAUUUACUCUGAUUACAGAAAUUCUUCCUUGUCUUUAUGCCAGACAUUGAUGUUAAGAUGCAGACCCAGGGCUGGGGCUUUGCUCUGGAUGUUAGUUUGAGGCAGUUUCAAGUGAUACCAGUUUACAUAACCCCCCUUCUGAGGUCAGGCAGACUGUGACAGGAGUGAGAACACUUGAAUCUAUAACCAUUCUCGGUGCAUACUCCUUGGUUUGCCACCCACCCUCAUGUUCUUCCAGCUCCUUUUCAGACUCUGAGGUGAAAGUCAUGUACCAGCUCCACCACGUGUCACCCAGAAAGCCCUGACCUCAGGACUGGACUGUGAGUUGGAUCCUGGAGAGCAGCACUGCCAUUAGACCCAGCCCUUGUGGUGUGAUGGUGCAGAACCCAGCACAGGUGGGAAGCUCCCUGCUGGUAGCCAGUGCCCUCCACACACACCUCCUGUCACGCACCAGCUCUUCACGCCAGCAUUUAUGGACAGCAGUGGCCACCACUGUGUGAUGGGACUGUACUGCUCACGGGUAGAUGUAAAUGCAGGUGGAGCUGGAGCACGGGGCUCCGGCCUCCUCCCAGCACCGUGUGCUAUGGUGGGAGGGUGGUCUUGUUUAUUCAGGUUCUCUGCAUCCAAGGGAGGUGCUGAGGGUGACAGAGUGGAAUGGAGACUAGGGUGUUAGAGGUAUGGUGCAGCUCAGAGGCAUGGAUUCGUCAGGGACUGGAGCAAUAAGACAAGGGGUGAUGGGUUUAAACUAAAACAGGGGAAGUUCAGGUUAGAUAAAAGGAAGAAGUUCUUUACUGUGAGGGUGCUGAGGCCCCGGCACAGUCUGCCCAGAGACGUGAUAAAUGCCCCAUCCCUGGCAGUGUUCAAGGCCAAGCUGGACAGAGCCUUGGUCGACAUGGUCUAGUGUGAGGUGUCCAUGCCCAUGGCAGGGGGUUGGAACUGCUUGAGCUUAAGGUCCUUUCCAACCCAAACCAUUCUAUGAUUAACAGGGGGGAUCAGGGGCCAGAGCCCUGCAGGAUGUGCAUUCCAGGCUGUGGGACACAGCAGUGAGCAGUGCCCAGCCCCACUCCCAGCCCCCAGCUUUGGGAGCUUUGCUCUGCCCGUGUCUCGGAGGGCACUGGCGAAAUGCUCUGUCCGUGUUUGAUUUGAGCUUCCAAGUCCCACUGAAUGAGGACAUUCCCUUCAGGAACUGCCCCAAGAGCACUCACUAGCUCUUUAGAACUGAGCAGUUCUAAACGCCAGCAGUACUCGUGAGAAUUCCAGGAGUUUUCCAAAGAAAUGAUUUGGACAGAAGGCCAUUGUUGCUUACCUGUAACCACCCUGAGCAGUUGCUCCUGCCCUGUACCAAUACCUUCUACAGAGUGAGCAUAAUCUGGAGAAGGAAAGGUUAAAUGAAACAGGUUUCAAAGCCUGUUCCUAUAGAGGUGAGGAGACAAAAGCAUCUUCAGUAGAUGGCUGCAAGCAGCCAUGGCUGGGGAUGCUUUUGAUGCUCUCUUGAAGCACAGUUUUGUUGGACCAAAUCGCACGGGGGGGGGAGAAGCCUUUGGGUGUUUUUUGGGUGGCUUUUUUUAGUUGGUUUUUUGUGCUGGGAGGAGCUCAGGGAUGAGGAUAACUCACCCUGCCUCAGCCCUCCUCUCUGUUUCUGUGACUGCAGAGCCGAGGUGGGCCUCUGAGCUGAACCAGUGUAGCUUCACUAAUUGCUCCAGUGAGAUGAAUUCCCCCCGGGCUGUUUCUCAGUAUCGGCAUUAUAACUAUGCAUUAGCUCUGCACUUUUACCCACUCCAGGGGGCUGCAGCACUGACAGGCUGGGAUCGGGCAGCACUUUCGGCUGCAGACAGUGCCACAGCCCCCAGGCAGCAUUUGAGACCGAGCUCCUGUCCCAAUGGUGGCCUUGUCCUUUGAGAGGACUCUGGCCAAGAGGAGCGAGUGCCUCUGCCCCCCCGGCCCCGCGUCCAUGUGCCCUCCUGGCUUCUACAGAGCUUCUCCUGAGGUCUUGUUGCUGCCCCUUUCCCGGCCUCUCGCUCGGGAGCUCCGGCCCUCGAAGCCGUGUCUGGCGCUUGUGCUCGGGGAAACGGAGGGUCCGUACCGUUUGUUUGCAGGAGGGGCCGGAGGGAGCAGCGGCUGCGCAGCCCGGGAUGGCUCUUGUCUGUCGGGGCUCCGCAGGGCGAGGGGAGCCCGGGCGCUGCGGCGGGCCCCGGGCAGGGGCCGCUGAUCCGCGCCGAGCUUCCCGUCUCUGUGUAACUCGAGCGAGUGUUCCCGGUGGUACCGGCGGAGGAGCCGCUGCCUCCGACCCUGCUGUGCUGUGUGACGCUCUGGCCUGAAACCCGCGGCGGGCCAGGGCCGAUGUUUGCCAGCGAGGGGCGGCGGGCGCGGCGCGGUUCGGUGCCGGUCGGUGCUGUUACUCGUUAAACCCGUCCCACGACCUCGGCCUCCCGCAGUCCAGUCCUUGCUCCGCCGGGCGGGGGGCGUGCGGCGGGGGCGCCGGUCCCGCCCCUCACGGCGGGGCUGCUCCGCCCCGGGGCCCGGUGCAUGCGCGGGCGGCGGCGGCGGCGGCGGAAGCGCGAGGGGCGGCUUCUGUUUCCGGGUGAUGGCGGCGGAGGGGCCGGGAGCGCAGUGAGCCGCGGCGGGAGCGGGGUAAGAUGAGCCCGGCCCGCAGCACCCAGCGCUGAGCCCGCCCCGCGGCCGCCGCCAGCGCCGGAGAUGGCAGCGGACUCCGUAAGUGAAGGGCGGGCGGGCGGGCAGUGGGCGCCGUGUGCGCAGCUCCAGCGGUGAAGGGGCUCGGUGGUGGGCUGAGCGCUAGAGCCGGGUUGGAGUCCAGUGCGGAGCCUUGUGCUGCUGCCUGUGAUCACCGGAUCACUGGUACAGGGGGCACUUCACCACCUGAAUCCGGUUCAGAAGUACCCGGAGAUCCCUCUGUCUGAAAACAUCCCCCACGGCUGUUCCCAUCGGCCGCGGUUCGGAGAGGCAUUGCACAGGCUCAUCACUUUGCUGUCAACAGUCACACAACAGUGCUGGUGGUAUUGAAGAGCAUGUGGAAACGAUCCCCAUCUGGCAGAACAAACCCCAUGGCUCAGCACGCAGCGUUGUCAGGAGAAUCGGGUCAAACCUCCCUUUAAAGCCCUGUCCCAGAGCAACCUUUGAGGUUCUACGUAAUGUCUCGGAGCUCUAUUUAAAUGAUGUCCCUCCAGUCCCCACCUUGGCAGACAUUGUGUGGAUAGCAGCAGAUGAUGAAGAAACAUACGCCAGAGUCAGAAGUGACACUCGCCCGCUGAAGCACAAGUGGAAGCCGAGUCCCUUCACUGUUAUACAGCGAAAUGCUUCAGUCCCCAACCUGAGGAAGCAGGAGGAGAAGCUGCUCGCCUUGAAGAAACCUGGUUUACCAGCACUGAGCCGAACAACAGAGCUCCAGGAUGAGCUGAGUCACCUUCGGAGUCAGAUAGCUAAAAUAGUCGCUGCAGAAUCAGCUUCUGCUUCAUUUACACCAGAUUUACUAUCUCCAGGAAGUUCAAAUGCAUCUUCUCCUUUACCUUGUUUCGGACCCUCUUUCCAGUCUACAACCUCCUUUGUCAUUAGCGACAUCACGGAGGAGGAGGCAGAGCUGGAGAGCCCCGAGCUCCCGUCCGUGUCCCUGCUCUGCUCUGCAGCCUCCGAGUGCUGUAAACCAGAGUCAAAGGACCCCGACGAGGAGGAUUCUGUGUCUCUUUCCAAGGCCAGCAGUUUUGCAGACAUGAUGGGCAUCCUCAAAGACAUUCAUAGGAUGAAACAAAGCAAAGACUUAAACCGAACGUCGCUGAAGGAGGAGGACCCGGCCGUUCUCAUCGCAGAGGUUCUGAGAAGAAAAUUCGCCCUGAAGGAUGAAGAUCUGGCCCUGAAAGAGAAGUGAUGCUCCUGGCAUUAAACUCUGCAAGCGUUACUGCUCCCAAAAUCCUUUCCACAGUAGCUGCCUUCCUAAGGAUGGAGCCUUUUGCCUCUUUUAUUAGUGAGAAAUGGUUUCUGCACUGGACACUGACUUAGGAAAGACCCUUUGGAUUUGGUGUGUUUUCCAUGUAUUGUUUUAUUUAAGAAAAAACUUUUUAAGAAGAUGGAAAUUCUUUUCCAGCUGUAUUUUGAUGUUGAUUAUUGCUGAGGAUCUUCUAGAGUGAAACACAUGCUGCUGGAUGAUGUUCUUCCCACCUACAGUUUUCCUUAGGUUCACAUUAAGCAUUAGCUUAUAACGGCCUCGUUCCAGUAUGACCAGUUACCAUUUCCAGUAUAAAGGAAUGGCAAAGAGCCCGUUCUGUUGCUUGUUCUGAGCAUGGUACAGAGCUACUGAGAAUAAGCUACCCAACACUUCCAGGGCUUCAGUGUUUAGAGGUGGUUGAAUGACAGCAGUAGAAGGUGUCCUCUGGGUACCUGUGUCUGCCCCAUGGCAGGAUGAACCCAUGGGCAGUGAUCAAAGCACUCGGUCCCGCCAAAGGGCCACGAGCUGGUUUUAGGCUGCCCUGGGUAUUUCCAAGUAAGUUACCCCACAGCUGCAUGACAGAAUGGCCUUCAUUUCUUGCCAGUAAUUUAAUGUUUCAUUACUAGUCCUUGUAUUCAGAUAAUGUACUUUAUUUAGCAUUCAGAAGGUCUAUUUAUUGCUAAGAACUGAGCACCCGCCACAAGAGCUGUCCCUGAGGAAGGGGACGAAGGAGCUCGGCAUUGCCUGUGGCUACACUUCUCACUGACUGAAGAGCUUUCCUUCAGCUACACCUCCUCUGCAGUGUUCCUCAUGGCUGUAUUUAAAUGAUGGGGUUUUUUUUCCUUUAUAUAAAAUCGAGCCUUAAUAAGA